AUGGCUGAGUAUGAAGCAUGCAUCAUGGGUCUAAAGAUGGAGAUCGAUAAGGACAUUCAGGAGUUGCUGUUAGUGCAAAGGUUGUGUAAAAGGUUUCGCAAGAUCGAGUUUAGGCAUACCCCAAGGUUGCAGAAUGAAUUUACUGACGCUCUUGCUACUAUCUCCUCAAUGAUCAAACAUUCGGAUACAAGUUACAUUGACUCUUUGGAGAUAUAUUUGAAAGAAAAACCCGCUCACUGUUUACAUAUCAAAGUAGAACCAGAUGGAAGGCCUUGGUAUUUUGACAUAAAAAAGUAUCUAGAAAUCGGAACUUAUCCAGAUAAUGCGACUUUCAAUCAGAAGAAAACAAUACGUCGAAUGGCUAACAAUUUCUUUCCAAGUAGAGAAACCCUUUAUAGGAGAACUCCAGAUAUGGGACUUCUCAGAUGUGUCGAUGCCGUGAAGCUAUAA
Molecule: messenger RNA, 450 nt
Organism: Solanum dulcamara
Lineage: Eukaryota; Viridiplantae; Streptophyta; Magnoliopsida; Solanales; Solanaceae
Exons: 2
Coding region: 1-450 (149 amino acids)
Source: RefSeq, a predicted model, not a curated record